Vicugna pacos (alpaca) is the source of this 2416-nucleotide messenger RNA. RefSeq names its product potassium voltage-gated channel modifier subfamily G member 1 (gene KCNG1). Gene Ontology annotation, molecular function: protein binding; delayed rectifier potassium channel activity. Gene Ontology annotation, cellular component: membrane; voltage-gated potassium channel complex. Lineage: Eukaryota; Metazoa; Chordata; Mammalia; Artiodactyla; Camelidae. Gene Ontology annotation, biological process: action potential; protein homooligomerization; potassium ion transmembrane transport. The record is from RefSeq and is a predicted model, not a curated record.
ACUCGGCUGAGGGGACGCCGUGUCGCGAACUUGAGGCCUGAGAGGGAUGUGAAGGCCCAAAAUGACCCUCUUACCGGGAGACAACUCUGACUACGACUACAGCGCGCUGAGCUGCGCCUCCGACGCCUCCUUCCACCCGGCCUUCUUCCCGCAGAGCCAGUCGCUCAAGGGCGUCUUCUACCGCCGGGCCCAGCGGCUGCGGCCGCAGGACGAGCCCCGCCAGGGCGGCCAGCCCGAGGACCGCAGGCGGCAGAUCAUCAUCAACGUGGGUGGCAUCAAGUACUCGCUGCCCUGGACCACGCUGGAGGAGUUCCCGCUGACACGGCUGGGCCAGCUCAAGGCCUGCACCAACUUCGACGACAUCCUCAACGUGUGCGAUGACUACGACGUCACCUGCAACGAGUUCUUCUUCGACCGCAACCCGGGGGCGUUUGGCACCAUCCUGACCUUCCUGCGCGCGGGCAAGCUGCGGCUGCUGCGGGAGAUGUGCGCCCUGUCCUUCCAGGAGGAGCUGCUCUACUGGGGCAUCGCCGAGGACCACCUGGACGGCUGCUGCAAGCGCCGCUACCUGCAGAAGAUCGAGGAGUUCGCGGAGAUGGUGGAGCGGGAGGACGAGGAGGACGCGCUGGACAGCGAGGACCCCGACAGCGAGGGCCCGGCGGAGGGCGAGGGCCGCCUGGGCCGCUGCAUGCGGAGACUGCGCGACAUGGUGGAGAGGCCGCACUCGGGGCUGCCCGGGAAAGUGUUCGCCUGCCUGUCGGUGCUCUUUGUCACCGUCACCGCCGUCAACCUCUCCAUCAGCACCUUGCCCAGCCUGAGGGAGGAGGAGGAGCAGGGCCAGUGCUCCCAGAUGUGCCACAACAUCUUCAUCGUGGAGUCCGUGUGCGUAGGCUGGUUCUCCCUCGAGUUCCUCCUGCGGCUCAUCCAGGCGCCCAGCAAGUUCGCCUUCCUGCGGAGCCCGCUGACGCUGAUCGACAUGGUGGCCAUCCUGCCCUACUACAUCACGCUGCUGGUGGACGGCGCCGCCGCGGGCCGCCGCAAGCCCGGCACGGGCAACAGCUACCUGGACAAGGUGGGGCUGGUGCUGCGGGUCCUGCGGGCGCUGCGCAUCCUGUAUGUCAUGCGCCUGGCCCGCCACUCCCUGGGGCUGCAGACUCUGGGGCUCACAGCCCGCCGCUGCACCCGCGAGUUUGGGCUCCUGCUGCUCUUCCUCUGCGUGGCCAUCGCCCUCUUUGCCCCGCUCCUCUACGUCAUCGAGAACGAGAUGGCCGAUAGCCCCGAGUUCACCAGCAUCCCUGCCUGCUACUGGUGGGCCGUCAUCACCAUGACAACUGUGGGCUAUGGAGACAUGGUACCCCGGAGCACGCCCGGCCAGGUGGUGGCGCUCAGCAGCAUCCUCAGCGGCAUCCUCCUCAUGGCCUUCCCCGUGACCUCCAUCUUCCACACCUUCUCCCGCUCCUACCUGGAGCUCAAGCAGGAGCAAGAGAGGGUGAUGUUCCGGAGGACCCAGUUCCUCAUCAAAACCAAGUCGCAGCUGAGCAGCAUGUCCCACGACAGUGACAUCUUGUUUGGAAGUGCCUCCUCGGACACCAGAGACAACAACUGAGCCCAGACGACACCCCCCACCACCACCACCAGGACGCCCCCCAGCCCUGCCCGUCCUCCGUGGCCUGAAGCCAUCGCCAUCACUACCGAAGCCUUCAAAGGCACGUGCUGCUUCGGAGCACAGCCCUGGCAUAGGAGGGACUGAGCCACACCCCAGGGAGGAUGCUCCACCAUCCACAGGGGGUCCCUGGUCCUCCGUGCCCAGAAGUGAAGCCCAGCACACGGCCCUGAUGGCCCCUCUGCCCGCCCCAGCCCCCAUACCUGUUUCCCUUAUAAGGAGAUGGCUUGUUCUUCCCGCCGUGUAAAUAACUUGCCCAGCAGAGACUUGCUCCAUGGGGCUGCCUGGAGAGAAAACACAACGUCAGCAGCUGCAUGUCUGUCUUGAGUGUGGACCACGUGCAAUUAAAGAAAGCUGGUGAAACAGAAAGAAAAAGCCUUCCAUGGGGCUCUCUUAGGAGAGGAAACUGCACUUCCCUGCAAGGCCAGCCAGUGUGGGUACCAGAAGUAAAAGGGCCUGUUUCCUUGGGUCCUUCACGCCUGAUGGGGAUGGAGGAGAAGAGAGAGGGCAGAGACCUUUGGGGAAAUUACUGCUAAAUACUGCAGUCCCUCGUUCUUCUUUCUCUGAUUCCUCUCGCCUCUGGGCCUCUCUUUAGCCCCGUCCCGUCUCUCCCAUCCGCUGUCCUCCUUUGCACCUUAAGGCCUGUAUCUCAAACUUUUCCCCCAAGGCACCCCUAACAGCCAAGUGGACACCAAGUCAGCAUUGCUGACUCAAAGGUGAAAUCAGUUAACUUUAUCUUUAAAAAAAAAAAAA